Dovyalis caffra is the source of this 1167-nucleotide messenger RNA. The record is from the annotation of a GenBank genome assembly. Lineage: Eukaryota; Viridiplantae; Streptophyta; Magnoliopsida; Malpighiales; Salicaceae.
AUGGUGGUAGUAGAAAGAUCUGUUAGUUUUAAGAGGGGAGAAUCGGAAAGAAUGAUGCCAAUUACAGGUUCUCCUUUGGAGAGAGAAAAGGAUGCCUCUACCAAGUCAGUUAAUAUUAACAGCAAAGAACUGGAUUAUCAGUCUCUGAACUUAGUUAAUCAUAGCAUCAAGAUGAUACGGAAAUUGGGAAUUUUUUAUCCCAUCAGCCCCAAACACCAAGCUGCUGUAAAAUUGCAGAAAGUUUACAAAAGCUACCGAACGAGGAAAAUGCUUGCAGAUUGUGCAGUUCUUGUUGAGCAGAACUGGUGGGAACUCUUAGAUUUCGCUGAACUCAAAUGGAUUUCUAUUUCGUUCUUUGAUAUCAAGAAACAUCAUGCUGCCAUUUCUCGAUGGUCACGAGCGAAAAGGAGAGCAGGCAGAGUUGGAAAAGGCUUGUCAAAUGAUGACAAUGCACAAAAACUUAUUGAUAAGCACUGGCUUGAAGCGGUCGAUCCACGACAUCGAUAUGGGCAUAACCUACAUCUCUAUUAUGAGAGAUGGCUUGAUACUAAAAGCAGACAACCCUUCUUUUACUGGCAAGUUGCUUGGAUCCUUGUUGCUAGACUUUCGCUGGAUAUAGGAGAAGGCAAGGAAGUAAAUCUGGAAGCAUGCCCUAGAUCAAAGUUUCAAAAGCAGUGCAUCAAGUAUCUUGGUCCUACAGAAAGGAAAGCCUAUGAAGCUGUUAUAGAGGAGGGGAAGCUCCUCUACAAGAAGACAGGGGAGCUUAUCCACACAACAGCAGAUGCUCAGUCCAUCUUCGUCCUUGACACAUCCAAGACCUUGUACGUUGGCAAGAAGAAGAAAGGCACAUUCCAGCAUUCUAGCUUCUUGGCAGGAGGAGUCACAACUGCUGCUGGCAGAUUAAUUGUUGAAUCUGGCAUUCUUAAGGCAAUUUGGCCUCACAGCGGUCAUUAUUGGCCUACAGAAGAAAAGUUUCAGGACUUCCUUUCUUUCCUCAGAGAAAACAAUGUGGAUCUCACAGAUGUAGAGACUUCUUUUGUGGAACAAAACCGCGAUGCCAUAGUUAAAACAAACAAUAUCUUGGCUUCAUACUUCACAGUUCAAUUAGUUUGCUUUUUUUCGAUAACCAAGGAACCAAUCCAGACUGAGAAGUUUGCAGAAGACUAA